AUGGAAGAUCUCUAAGAGUAGGAGACUAGUUUAGGAAGAGUAUUUAAAAUAGAUGGAUCAUUUGUUGCUAUAGAAAAUAUUAAAGAUGCAGAACUAUUUGAAUUAGUAAAGAUUGGAUAGGACAAACUUCUUGGAGAAAUCAUUAAAUUGGAAGGCGAUAAAGCUUAUGUUCAAUGUUAUGAAGAUACUUCUAGUUUGUCUGUGGGUGAUCCAACAAUAUUAACUAAGAGUCCACUUUCUGUUGAAUUAGGACCAGGUAUUUUUACAUAAAUUUUUGAUGGGAUUCAAAGACCGUUAUAAGAGAUUACAGAAGGACUAUCCUCAUCCUAUAUACCUAAGAAUGUUAAUAUUCUAGGAUUAGAUUAAGAUAGAGUUUGGGAAUUCAAACCAUCUUCAACUAUUAAAAUAGAUUCAAUAAUUUCUGGAGGUGAUAUUUAUGGAUCAGUCUUUGAAAAUAAUGUUUUUGAAGAACAUAACAUUUUGGCAUCGCCUAGUGUUUAAGGAAGAGUAACUUAUAUUGCACCUGCAGGCUAUUAUACAUUGCAAGAUAAAGUGUUAGAAGUAGAAUUGAAUGAAAAAAAAUAUCAAUAUGGAAUGAGUCAUGUCUGGCCUGUAAGACAACCCAGACCUAUUCUUGAGAAAUUGGAUAUUAAUACACCAAUCAUUACAGGAAUUAGAGUACUAGAUGGCUUCUUUCCAGCAUUUUUGGGAGAGACUUGUUGUAUUUCAGGACCAGCUGAAUGUGGAUAUCUUGAGAUCUCUUUAGCCUUAACUAAAUAAUCAAAUACUUAAUGUAUGAUAUACAUAGGAUGUGCUGAAAGUGGAAAUGAAAUGGCUUCCGUGCUUAGUGAAUAUCCAGAAUUAAAAAUUGAAUUGAAAGAUAAAGAGGAAUCCGUAAAUUAGCGUACCUGUUUGGUUGCAAAUCCAUCUUAAAAAUCAUUAGGCAAAAGAUAUGCUUCUCUCUAUGCUGGAACAACUUUUGCUGAAUACUUUAGAGAUAUGGGUUAUAAUGUUGGCUUGAUAGCUGACUAGACUUCUAAAUGGGUUGAAACCUAAACUGAAAUUUCAAAUAGGAUAGGUGAAAUAUUGUAAGAAUAAGAAUAUCCUACUUUUUUGGCAUCCAAAUUAUCUCCAAUUUAUCAAAGAGCUGGGAGAGUCAAAUGUAGAGGCUCGCCUAAUAGAGAAGGGUCUAUUACUCUUUUUGGUGUUGUCUCAACAGAAGAUUUUAAAGAUCCUAUAACAAUUGCCACUCUAAUGAACACAAAGGUAUUUUGGGGAUUGGAUUAUUAAUUGAAAAUAAAAAAGCAUUUUCCUGCUGUUAAUUGGGAAAUUUCAUAUUCUGAUUAGAAUUCAGAUCCUUAUUUUAAUGAAAUUGAUCCAGACUUUUUGUAAUUAAGAAAUAAGCUCAAAAAUAUCUUAAAAGAAUAGUCAAUCCUUUCAGAAGUGACUGCAGAUGUUAAACCAGAAUAGCUUUCAAUAGAUUAAACACUUACCAUGGAAAUUGCAAAAAUCAUCAGAGAAGAUUUCUUAUUCUAAAAUUUCUAUUGUGAUUACGAUUAUAAUUGUCCUCUUUUAAAAACUAUAGGUAUGAUGAGAUGCAUAGUUUUAUUUUAUGAAUGUGCUAAAAGUUCUCUUUCAGAGGAUGGGUCACUUAAAUGGGAUGAAUUAUAAAAUUAAACCUGGUGCGAAUUUACAAAUUUAUCUAGAAUGAAAUUCUUGGAUCCAAAAUCAUCAAAAUAACAAAUAGAUGAUUAUUUUAUAUAAUUUACUGAUUAAAUUAAUUUGGCAUUUUAAAAUCUGAGCAAUAAAUGA
Messenger RNA from Paramecium tetraurelia, 1812 nucleotides. RefSeq lists its product as uncharacterized. Gene Ontology annotation, molecular function: proton-transporting ATPase activity, rotational mechanism; ATP binding. The record is from RefSeq and is a predicted model, not a curated record. Gene Ontology annotation, biological process: ATP metabolic process; proton transmembrane transport. NCBI's taxonomy places the organism in Eukaryota, Ciliophora, Oligohymenophorea, Peniculida, Parameciidae. The transcript is spliced from 7 exons.